AUGAUGAACGAAAUGGUAACAGGGAGGAAUCGCUGGCGAGGAGGCCUAGCGCUGCUGGAAGAAGGAGCUGCAAUGAAGUCAAGCGCCAGCGACAAGACUCACGGGAUUCUGAAGAUAUUCCAGUGGCUAGUCCACCGCGAGCGGACUCGCCGUCAACUCAAGGAAGUCGAUCAAGGAGUCAACCCAUCUCGCGCAUUUGGCAGCGGCGCGAGGAAGAGAUAA
This is a messenger RNA of Closterium sp. Yama58-4, 222 nucleotides long. The record is from the annotation of a GenBank genome assembly. NCBI's taxonomy places the organism in Eukaryota, Viridiplantae, Streptophyta, Zygnematophyceae, Desmidiales, Closteriaceae.